AAAACAAAAAAAAAUUCCGAGACAUACAUAGCCAGAGGAGGAAAUCAAUCGAUAGUGGGCAUGGAUGCGGCGGGGAUGAUCAUCGGCGGCGGCGGGCGGCGGAGGCUGACGAGGGUGAGGACGCUCGGGCGCGGGGCGUCGGGGGCCGUGGUGUCGCUGUUCGCGGCGGGGGACGACGAGCUGCUCGCCGUGAAGUCGGCGGCGGGGCCGGCGGGGGCGGCGCAGCUGCGGCGGGAGGCGGGCAUCCUCGCCUCGCUCUGCUCGCCGCACGUGCUCCCCUGCUUCGGGUUCGGCGCCGUCGCCGGCGGGGAGUACGGGCUGCUUCUCGAGUUCGCCCCCGGUGGGUCGCUCGCCGACGAGGUUGCGAGGAAUGGGGGCCGCCUCGAGGAGGACGAUGUCCGGGCUUACGCGGCGGAUGUCGCGAGCGGGCUCGCGUACCUCCAUGGGGUGGGCAUGGUGCAUGGGGAUGUGAAGGGGAGGAACGUGGUGAUCGGCGCCAACGGGCGCGCCAAGCUCGCGGACUUCGGGUGCGCGAGGCGCGCCGACUCGGCUGGGCCGAUCGGCGGCACGCCGGCGUUCAUGGCGCCGGAGGUGGCGCGCGGGGAGGAGCAGGGGCCGGCGGCCGACGUCUGGGCGCUGGGCUGCACCGUCAUCGAGAUGGCCACCGGCCGCGCCCCCUGGAGCGGCGUGGACGACGUGGUCGCCGCCGUGCGCCUGAUCGGGUUCACCGACGCCGUGCCGGAGCCCCCCGAGUGGCUGUCGCCGGAGGCGAACGACUUCCUGGACAAGUGCCUCAGGCGCCGCGCCGGCGAGCGGUGGACAGCCGCGCAGCUGCUGGAGCAUCCGUUCUUGGCGCUCGCCGGAUGCCGCGCCGUGGCCGCCGAGGAGACGAAGCCCAAGUGGGUCUCUCCCAAGAGCACGCUGGAUGCCGCAUUUUGGGAGUCGGACGCCGACGACGAGGACGACGACAUGCCGGAGAGCUGGGCCGAGAGGAUCAUGGCGCUGGCCGUCCCCUGCUCUGCCGUGCCGGAUUGGGAAUCAGACGAUGGCUGGAUCGACGUCAUGAGCAGCCAAUCCGAACUUCCCAUCGCGGCGGCUGAAACGCCGGCCGAGCAGACGCGCAGCGAAGUUUCUGAAUCGCCGGUGGCUUCGCCGGCUUUGGAGACGACGAGCUACGCGAGUGCUUGGGAUGAAAGAUCGGAAGCUGUAAUGGAUGCUGACGUGGACGAUGACGAUGAUGAGCUCGUGCACAAUGUACGAACUGUUGAUACCUUUGUGGAUGAACAGCUCCGCCAAGAUAUUUAUUUAGAUUUUACUACUAGUGACCCAAUUGUACUUCAUGUUGAUGUUUCUGAUGAAAGAAAAGUAAAAUUAUUGCCUCCAAUUCCUGACUGCCUCUGUUCCUCCCCUUCUCUUUCUUUUUUCGAUUUUAUUCACUCAAAUCUGAUAACACUACAAACUCAAACUACAAAUCUGAAACUUCAAACCUCCAAAAAUGUGAAAUCGAGGGCAGCGGCAUCAGCAUUAAUUCUUCAGAACGAUGGAACGUAGACCUAAACCUCUGAAUUUUCAGAACCAGUGAUAACCAUUUCAGUUACUGC
Messenger RNA from Oryza sativa Japonica Group (Japanese rice), 1601 nucleotides. RefSeq names its product mitogen-activated protein kinase kinase kinase 17. The record is from RefSeq and is a predicted model, not a curated record. Lineage: Eukaryota; Viridiplantae; Streptophyta; Magnoliopsida; Poales; Poaceae. Gene Ontology annotation, molecular function: protein kinase activity; ATP binding. Gene Ontology annotation, biological process: signal transduction; protein phosphorylation.